CAAAGAUGGCCUCGAUCGCGUUCUGCAGAGAGUGCUCCAACCUCCUCUACCCUAAAGAGGACAAGGUCCACCACGUCCUGCUCUACUCGUGCCGCAACUGCCAGUACCAGGAAGAGACCCACAACCCCUGCGUCUACAAACACGACCUCAUCGUCGCAGCAAAAGAGACGGCCGGUGUGACCCAAGACCUCGACACGGACCCGACCUUGCCACGGUCCAACAUCGAGUGCCCGAGGUGCCACAACACCGAGAGCGUCUUCUUUGGCGACCAGGGCCGGCGUGCGCAGACGUCGAUGACGCUCUUCUACAACUGCACCCAGUGCCACCGGACGUUCCAGGACCCGGCGUUGACGCAGCGCAGGAAGGAGCAGGCGGCGCAGGCGGCCUGAGUUGGUCGACGUCGACGGGCUCGAGGGUAGCUUUUCUUUGCGUUCGUCUCAGUGUCCAUGUUGUUACGAGUUGCUUUCUCUCG
Molecule: messenger RNA, 472 nt
Organism: Rhodotorula graminis WP1
Lineage: Eukaryota; Fungi; Basidiomycota; Microbotryomycetes; Sporidiobolales; Sporidiobolaceae
Exons: 8
Coding region: 6-389 (127 amino acids)
Biological process (GO): transcription initiation at RNA polymerase II promoter; maintenance of transcriptional fidelity during transcription elongation by RNA polymerase II; transcription-coupled nucleotide-excision repair
Cellular component (GO): RNA polymerase II, core complex
Molecular function (GO): DNA-directed RNA polymerase activity; nucleic acid binding; zinc ion binding
Source: RefSeq, a predicted model, not a curated record